AUGGAGGAACCUUCUCAAAACCAGCAAAGCAUGGCAUUGGAUGAGCGAAAUCGGUCACCUUCCAUGACAGAUGGAGAGCCGUCAAAAUGUCCACAACCUUCCGAGGCGGUCGGUGAUCACGCCUCUCUAUAUUCAUCACCACGCUGUUGGGAGAUUCCUGCAGAGCUCGUGACUAUAAAUAAGGUCGUUGGUAGAGGAGCUUUUGGUCAGGUUGCCAAGGCAAAAGUCAGAGGCCUGCAAGGGAGACCAACGACGACACUUGCGGCUGUUAAGAUGUUGAAAGAGAACGCUUCUGAAUCGGACAGGAAGGACUUGUUGUCUGAACUUCAGUUGAUGAAGGAACUCGAUGCUCAUCCUCACGUCGUUAAACUUCUCGGAUGUGUCACGAAAUCUGGACCAUUGAUGGUGUUAAUUGAAUAUGUUCCCUAUGGAGAUUUACUUGGAUACAUGAGAAAGAGCCGGGGAUUAAAUGACACUUACUUCCAAGACCCAGAUAUCAAACCAAAAACAAAUCUGACCUCCGAGCAGCUGAUGAAGUUUGCGUGGCAAGUUGCCGAUGGAAUGUCGUAUUUGUCAUCGAUACCAAUUAUCCAUCGAGACCUCGCAGCUCGUAACGUGUUGGUCGGAGAAGAGGAAAUGUGCAAAGUAUCCGACUUUGGUAUGGCCAGAGAUGGUCAACAGGACAAAAUUUAUCAAAUGAGGUCAAAGGGACGUAUCCCUUUGAAAUGGACUGCUUUUGAGGCAUUGCUGUACGGAAAAUAUUCUUCUAAAAGUGACGUGUGGAGCUACGGAGUUCUCCUCUAUGAGAUUUCUACGAUCGGUGGCUCACCAUAUCCAAAGGUGAAUGGAAGACAGAUUUUAACGUUGCUUGAAGAGGGAUACAGAAUGCCUAAACCACAACACGUGGAUGAUAAGUUGUAUGACAUAAUGACAAACUGUUGGAAAGAUGAUCCUGACUUGAGACCAUCUUUUGAAAACUUGAAGGACGAACUGAAAGAAAUGGAAGACCAGCACAAGGGCCUGAUAAACUUGGACAAUUACGAGGAUCGACUCUACGUUAAUGCUGACGAUCUUGACGCAUAAGUAAUUUAAUUCGGCUCACGGAGCAAAGGAUGGAGUGAUAAAUCUUCAAGCCCUAUGAGAUCGUAAACUUUUUUAGAUUUGAUGUUAAACCUUUCAUUCUGUUUUAAUUAAGCAAGU
Stylophora pistillata is the source of this 1200-nucleotide messenger RNA. Its product is annotated as ephrin type-B receptor 3-like. Gene Ontology annotation, biological process: cell surface receptor protein tyrosine kinase signaling pathway; protein phosphorylation; multicellular organism development. The record is from RefSeq and is a predicted model, not a curated record. Gene Ontology annotation, molecular function: transmembrane receptor protein tyrosine kinase activity; ATP binding; protein binding. Gene Ontology annotation, cellular component: signaling receptor complex; plasma membrane. NCBI's taxonomy places the organism in Eukaryota, Metazoa, Cnidaria, Anthozoa, Scleractinia, Pocilloporidae.